Messenger RNA from Aphis gossypii (cotton aphid), 2330 nucleotides. RefSeq lists its product as uncharacterized. Bases 168 to 536 code for a protein of 122 amino acids. The record is from RefSeq and is a predicted model, not a curated record. NCBI's taxonomy places the organism in Eukaryota, Metazoa, Arthropoda, Insecta, Hemiptera, Aphididae. The transcript has 3 exons.
ACGACGUGAUAUCUACAGCAGUGAUAAUCGUUCGGUAUUUUGAUUUUUGCUCGUAGACCGUAAUAAUCGUUUAGGAAAUUCGUGAACUGAUCACGGCCUAGCCGUUUACACUUCGUCGAGAUCUAUGAAUAAAAAUCGUUGUUUAUGACCACCACCAGCAUCAAUCGAUGGACCGUCGACUCAAGAAUGCCCUGUUCGCCGCGUCCGCAGGAGUCUGCGGUUCGUCAGCCGGCUUGUUCGGCAAGAUUGGAAUGAGCGUUGACGAGUACUUCGGCCACGACGAUCAGGCUCUGCACACCAAUUUGGCCAGAUUCUUCAUGUUGGCAAUGGUCGUGCUGGCCAAUAUUGGGGUUUGGCUGAUGUAUACCAGAUCCCUGCGAUUCGGUUCCACGUUGGUAUCCACCGGCAUCAGCAUCGCUUCCAACUACAUUUUUACCGCUUUAACUGGUGUACUAUUGUUUGCUGAAAGCUGUUCAAUUCUUUGGGCAUGCGGCACAUUUUUUGUUAUGAUUGGAGUCAUACUGAUGUCUAUUUGAAUAUUUUACAAACACGAAUAUUUACUGAUCUCAUGUAUAUAAUAUUUAAUGGUUAUUAUUAUUUAAAUGUAUAUUUAUAAUAUAUAUAUAUAAUAUACUAAAAACUUCAAAAAAUUGUGUUUGAAAUGAUUAUAUAUUUUUCUAUUCUAGAUAAUUGUAUGAUAAAACACUAGAAAUAGGUCUUAUUCAAUAAAUAUUGUAUAAGAAAAAGUAAAAGUAAAAAUAUGGGUUAACCUAUUAUACUUAUAAAAUUUACAUAUAAAUCUGUAAUCAACCGGUGGUCAAUAAUCAAAAGUAAAUUUAAGACUUCUUAUUUUAAACCAAAUAAAAGUAAAAAAUAUUUCGAAAAUGAUAAAAUAAAUGUCCAUACUUCAAUCUAAGGUAAUUUUGUUGUUUCAUAAUAGUUCUAUAAAAUAGUCAAAAGUAAAAUAAAUUUUAGAAUUAGUAUACAUGUGUAAAAUAACCAAUUUAAAGCUUGAAAUGCUAUUAAACAAUCCAAGAAAAAAAUGCUAAUACCUUGAAAUCUAAGCUCUAAAUAUAAUUAUAUUCUUUAUAUUGUUUAUCUAAUAUCUUAUGAACUACUCAAGUUAAAAACCAUAAAUAAGUACAACUCAUUUGAAAAUUAGAAUAAACUAUCAUAAAGAAUGACUUGAAAUAAUUGGGUAUUUUUCUUUUGUCAAAAAUAUUGAAUAUUGUCAAUAUUAUGAUUUAUUCAAUUUAUUUACCAGAUUUUCACUAUCAGUUGUUAUCGUUUUAAAAACAUGCUAUUAAAUAAUUAAAUACAAGUUUGAAACACUUAUAAUGCUACAUUUUACUAAACUAACUUCUCUAUAAAUAUUUUACUUCAUAUAGGAUUAGUAGAAUUUUAAGACUUUUUGUAAGUACUUCAAACAAUUUAAAUAUAUAUUAUAAUAUAGAGAUAGAUUAAUAAUGUACCUAUAGCAUUUAUUUGAGUAAUGUAUUUAAUAUGGCAGUAUGCAUUACAAUAUUUAUACACAGUUGUUGGAUGUAGAAAAAAUAUAAAUAUACACUAUUUCAUUAUAAAAAUAUGUAAAACAACAAUUAAUUUGAUUAUUGCACUAAAAAAAUAUACAUUAAAUGAACUAUUAUGAGAAUGUACAUAAAAUGAUUCUUUAUUACAAUAAUUUGGAGCUUAUAUAGGAUAAAUAAAACAAGUUUUUUUCUUUACUAAAAAAAUACUGUUAUAUUUUAUGUUGUGAACUGGCACAAGACUCAAGUAUUAUAAAAAAUAAUUAGCUAAAUAUUGUUACCACAUCACAGUCUCUUUGGAACAGAUAACAAUUAUAACAAUUAAUUAGCACUCCAAUAUAUUAUAUAAAGUAACAAUGAUUAUACUAUAACAUAUCGGCGGACUAUCUAAUAUUAUAUAUUUUAUCUUUUAAAAAUUUAAAAUGUUUACAAUACAAAUGGAUGAGAAAAAUUAAAUAACAUAUAUGUAUGUAAAUAUAAAUAAUAAAUCGUAAUACUAUAUAACUGGACGGAUACAAUUAAAUAUUAUUUUAAAAAAUUUUAUCCAAUUUAUCUUAAACAAAUAUGAUAAUAGUUAAACUUUUUUCAUUAUAUUUGCUUUUUACAAAAAUGUUUACAACUAUUUAUAUACACAACAAAUUAUAUAUAAUAUAACACACGUAUAAUUGAUAACAUAUGUUGGAAAUGCAAUGGGAAAAAAUUGGUAGACAUUAAAUAAGGCGGAAAUAUAAUAUGUAAGUACGAUGACAACAAUAAUUGGAAUAAAAAAACACUGGUCUCCAAUUUCACCAAUCAAUAGUAUUA